CCGCCUGCAGUCCCCAGGGGUUUAAGAACCGCCCUUCAGAGGCGGCCCUCCUUGCUAGUGUGGGACUUCCCAGCGGAGUGAGGGACCCAGCCACGGCUCCGGCUCCCAAGUUCCCUUCCCAGAGGUGCAGCUGAGAACCUCGAUGUACUCGGAGAUCCAGAGGGAGCGGGCAGACAUCGGAGGCCUGAUGGCACGGCCCGAAUACAGAGAAUGGAACCCAGAGCUCAUCAAGCCCAAGAAGCUGCUGAACCCUGUGAAGGCCUCCCGGAGCCACCAGGAGCUGCACCGAGAGCUGCUCAUGAACCACAGAAGGGGCCUGGGCGUGGACAGCAAGCCAGAGCUGCAGCGGGUCCUGGAGCACCGCAGGCGGAACCAGCUCAUCAAGAAGAAGAAGGAAGAGCUGGAGGCCAAGCGGCUGCAGUGUCCCUUUGAGCAGGAGCUGCUGAGACGGCAGCAGAGGCUGAACCAGCUGGAAAAACCACCAGAAAAGGAAGAGGACCAUGCCCCCGAGUUUAUGAAAGUCAGGGAAAACCUGCGGAGAAUCGCGACACUCACCAGCGAAGAGAGAGCUCUGUAGAGGGGGCUGUUGGAACUCCAGCCCCAGCCGGCCGCACCCGCCUGCAGCCCUUCCGCGCCUGGUAGCCCCGGGCCCCCAGCCUGGGGCCAUCUGCAAUGGUGUUCACGCUUGCUCUUGUGAAAAUGCCCCAGAGGGCCUGGGCCCUCCUUCCCACCCCUAAAGAAGCCGGGGCCCCUAAGCUCCCUGGCUUUUCCUUCCGAGCACUCACCGCUUCUGCUCCAAAAGGAAGCUGCUGCUGAGAAAACUUUCCCAAGGCACCUCUCCCGGAAGCUCUGCUGAGAUCCUCCUGGCAGAACUGGGAAGGAGAGAGAGGCCCCUCCUUGGCCUGACCAGCCCUCCAUCUUGCCCAGGCCCCACGGGGCCCUGCUUCUCUGGACAGCCCAGCUCCCCGCUCUCCGAAAGCUUCCCUGACUGUGGUUUCCCCUGCGGUCAUGUGGGGGACAUUGAAGUAUAGCAUCUCAGAACACCUGCCCUGAAAGCCAGCUGAGGGGAAUAUGGUUCAAGUGCAGCUGUCCUUGGGGAGGAAGGGCAGGGCAGCUCCGAAGGCGGCCUCGGCGCUCACAGCCGCCAGGUUGCAAGGGUACUGACAAGGAAAGCUUCUCAGAGUUUGCCAGCUUCCCCUACACCCAGGCGCUUGCUUUCUUCUCUCCUGGGCCUCCCUGUCUGGGCCUUGUAACCACACCUAACCCGGGCUGCGGCCUUCCUGCUCCCCAAAGUUUAGAACAGUGCUUCUCAAACUUGCUUGUGCCUAUAAAUCACUGGGGGUCGUGUUACAGGACAGCUUGUGAUUCAGGAGAUCUGGGCUGGGGGCUGAGAGUCUGCGUUUCCAACCAGCUCCUGGGCGGGGCUCUCACCACCACCCUGUAAGCAGCCAGGAAUAGUAAAUACUGGAAACGCCUUCCCUGAAGCCACCUCUGCCCUGGGGGGUUCCCCGCCCUGCCUCUGCAGCCCCAAGGGCUCUCGAAUAUCCACCCCAUUCCAGGGUCCCCAGACCUGGGAAAACAUUUGCCCAGCAAAUUAUGUCCGUUUCAUAAUUGCCAUUGUCACUGGAGAGGUCUAUCAUUGCCAAUCUGCAUUUUCUUACCCCACCGUUAUGAUGCAAUUCUAGCAAAAAAAAAAAAAAAAAAAAAAAAA
Enhydra lutris kenyoni (northern sea otter) is the source of this 1711-nucleotide messenger RNA. RefSeq names its product family with sequence similarity 107 member A. NCBI's taxonomy places the organism in Eukaryota, Metazoa, Chordata, Mammalia, Carnivora, Mustelidae. Gene Ontology annotation, cellular component: stress fiber; neuron projection; synapse. The record is from RefSeq and is a predicted model, not a curated record. Gene Ontology annotation, biological process: actin filament bundle assembly; actin filament polymerization; regulation of actin cytoskeleton organization. Bases 143 to 577 code for a protein of 144 amino acids. The transcript is spliced from 4 exons.